AUGGCAGAGAUCAAUUUACAAGAGUAUAUACCUACAAUACGUACCAUACUUUCAGAAUCGGACCUCAAUGUUAUCACAGCCAAAGAUGUCCGAGUGAAACUGGAAGAACGGUACAAAGUUGAUCUAACGUCGCGAAAACCCGAAGUACAAAAGCUCGUUGAGCAAUUUGAGGUAAAAGCUGAGAUAAAGGAAGAAGAUACGAUUAAUGGCGAGCGAGCAAAAAAAGUGACAUCACAAAAGGCAUCCAAAAAGACUGGGAAGACCAAAGGACGACCACCAAAAUCGAAACAAGUUAACAAUACUACUACCGCUUCUCCAAACACCAAUAAUAAUAACAAUAAUCAUGCAACGGAUACUUCGUCAAUAGACGAUGAUCGUCCUUCGGACUCGAAUGUGGCCAAAAAGAAACGAGGUCGAAAACCAAAGAAUGCCACGAAAAGCGCGCCUAAUGUAUCUGAUGAUGAGACGAAUAACAACAACAGUACACCCAAUGGCAAAAAAUCAUCGAAAUCAAAGAAUGGCGAUGCAACACCAAAGAAAAAAAAAACUUCAAAUAAGAGGAAAAAGACCGAAGAAUUGGAAGAUAAUGAUGGAGAAACUCCACCAAAAAAACGAAAGGGCAACACGGGAAUACAUAAACCGUUGUUGCUGAGUCCGGUGUUAUCGGAAUUUCUUGGCCAAGAGGAGCUUUCUAGGCUCGAAGUGGUUAAACGUCUUUGGUCCUAUAUUAAAGAGAAUAAUCUUCAGGAUCCCAAGGACAAACGAUUUAUUAUAUGCGAUGAGAAGUUAAUGCAUAUAUUUGGCAAGGAUCGAAUGCACAGCUUUACAAUGAACAAGUAUCUCACUGAUCACUUAAGGAAAAAAGAUGAUGCUUCUGGAUUCUCUCGUAGCGCUAAAGAUGGUGCAAGUGUAGCAGGUGGAGAUGAAGAACAUGAUGAGUUUAGUGGUGACCAAGCAGAAGAACUACUUGGUUCAGUAGAUGAUACAGAAAAUGAUGUCGUAAUCAAAGAAGAAGAUGAGGAAAGAGAUGGCGGAGCUGAAGAUGAAGCUCGUACUGAGGAGCUUCUUAAAGAACCAGCGUCAUCGAUGAAAAUCGAGUCAUCCGAAGAAUAA
Messenger RNA from Ambispora leptoticha, 1113 nucleotides. The record is from the annotation of a GenBank genome assembly. NCBI's taxonomy places the organism in Eukaryota, Fungi, Glomeromycota, Glomeromycetes, Archaeosporales, Ambisporaceae.